Amphimedon queenslandica is the source of this 2866-nucleotide messenger RNA. Its product is annotated as DNA helicase MCM8-like. The coding region runs from base 101 to 2701 and encodes 866 amino acids. The record is from RefSeq and is a predicted model, not a curated record. The transcript is spliced from 23 exons. Gene Ontology annotation, cellular component: nucleus; MCM complex. Gene Ontology annotation, molecular function: single-stranded DNA binding; ATP binding; single-stranded DNA helicase activity. NCBI's taxonomy places the organism in Eukaryota, Metazoa, Porifera, Demospongiae, Haplosclerida, Niphatidae.
AGAUUAGAGCCCGCUGUUUUAUGGCGGGGAACACACACCUGGUGUCUGGUGAAUAAUUCUAUUAAAAAUAAAAAUAAUUUUAGUCAAUUGUUGGGGUAAAAUGUCUGACAAAAGAGCUGGUCCUAGUAAGUCUACAAGUGGAGCCUGUUCUUCGACUGAUGGCAAUUUGUAUGGGCGGAGUCCUUCAGGGAGAGGGAGAGGUGGUUACUAUGGUAACCGGGGGUCCUGGCGAGGGAGAUGGAAUCGUGGAUCGAGGAAAAGAGGAGGAAGGGGGCGUGGUCAUGAAAAUCCCAUGUCCACUCCGUCGAUUGGUACGAGUCGUCAAGUAGCGACUCCACCCCCUGCCACUCCCCCUGUUAGCAAGAGACCUCAUUUGAUACAGACCACGCUUGAGUCCUGUCAGUAUUGCUACUGGAAUACUUAUCUACCUAACGAAGUAUAUACGACAAAAAUUGUUCAAAAAAUUAAAGAAUUCGAGACGUUUUUUUCCAAGCACAUACCAACUUAUAAUGCAGAGAUUCAAAGUAUGAUCAAUACCCAUAGGGCUGUACCUGUACAUUAUUUACAACUAAUUGAAGAGGCAAGGGGUGUGGCUAAUUUGUCCGAAGAAAUAAAAGAAAAUCCUGACCUUGUUUUGAAUUGCUUAGGAUUGGCUUUUCAUACUGUUUUUGAAGAAUCAUUUGAUAACGGUUUUCAUGACAGCAGUAUCAAUACAAGCUUGACCACAAAAAGCAACGAGCCCAUUCAGAAAUACAACAUUAGGCUAUAUGGACUUGAACCCUUCACUCUACUACGUAAUAUCAAGGCCCCAUUGUUUGGUAGAUGUGUAUCAGUCGUUGGUACCGUAGUUAGAGUCAGCUCUGUUAAACCACUCGUUGUCAGUAUGGGAUUUCAAUGUCACUCCUGCAAUGAAAUACAGUCUUUACCAUUUACUGAUGGAAAAUAUUCUACUCCAGCAAAGUGUUUAACUUAUGAUUGUUCUGGAAAGUUCUUUACUCCUCUUCGGAGAUCAGGUCUCACUAAAACGGUUGAUUCGCAGAGAAUAAGGUUACAGGAGCAGGUCGACGAUGAUCGGAGAGAGGCUGGGAGGAUUCCUCGUACCAUAGACUGUGAGCUCUCAGGCGAUCUUGUUGACAGCUGUGUUCCAGGCGACGUCAUUACCGUGACAGCCAUCGUCAAGGCAACUAGUUCCCACGACGACAGUCGUCCGAGGAGCUCUAAGGAUAAAUGUACUUUCCUUUUGUAUUUGGAAGCCGUUUCUGUCAUUAAUAGCAAAAACAUUGGAGGAGGAGUGGGAGGAGAAGGAAUGGGCCUUGACUUUACUACUAAAGACUUUUACGGAAUUGAAGAGAUACACAAUGAUGAUGAUGUAUUUAAGCUCUUAGUUGGGUCACUUUGUCCUACCAUUUAUGGCCAGGAGAUUGUUAAAGCUGGUCUUCUUCUUGGGCUGUUUGGUGGAGUACAGACAUUCUCAGAUGACAAAAAUUCUUGCAUCUCUAUAAGAGGUAAUCCUCAUAUUUUAGUCGUUGGUGAUCCAGGACUUGGUAAGAGUCAAAUGCUACAAGCAGCUGCUAAUAUUGCGCCAAGAGGAGUGUUUGUGUGUGGGAAUGCAGCCACUUCAUCAGGACUGACAGUGACGCUCACUAAAGAAGGAGGGAGCAGUGAGUACGGGCUAGAGGCUGGGGCACUGGUACUAGGGGAUCAAGGUUGCUGUUGUAUUGAUGAAUUUGACAAGAUGAGUGGUCAGCAUCAAGCACUGAUGGAGGCCAUGGAACAGCAGUCCAUUAGUAUUGCUAAGGCAGGGAUUGUGUGUACCCUCCCAGCCAGGACGUCAAUACUAGCAGCUGCUAAUCCCAUUGGAGGACAUUACAAUAAAGCUAAGACUGUCUCUGAGAAUUUAAAGAUGAAUGCAGCUCUACUAUCAAGAUUUGAUCUUGUUUUUAUUCUCCUUGACAAUCCUGAUGAAGAGCUUGAUUCUGUUUUAUCAGAACAUGUCAUGUCUCUCCAUUCAAAGCAAAACAGAGGCUUCCAAUCAGCUGUUGCUAAAAGAACUUCGGAGGGUAUAGUUACUACUCCUUCUCACCGAUCGAUCCUCUCCUCUGACCUCUUAAGCGAGAGACUCAAGGUCAAACGUGGGGAGCACUUUGAUCCUGUCCCUCCUCAACUGCUAAGGAAGUACAUCGGUUAUGCAAGGCAAUAUAUUCGCCCUUCGCUUGAGAGCAGUGCUGCUCAAGUACUCAGAGGAUUCUAUUUGGAACUACGGAAGCAGAGAAGGAAAGGGGACGGUACCCCAAUCACUAUGAGACAGCUGGAGUCGCUAAUUAGAUUGACAGAGGCAAGAGCUAGACUAGAUCUUAGAGACACUGCUAAUGAACAGGAUGCGAAAGAUGUUGUUGAAAUAAUGAAAUUCAGUAUGCAGCAUACGUACAGCGACGAGUAUGGGUUCCUGGAUUAUUCACGGUCCCAUAAUGGGUCUGGUAUGAGUCAGAAAGCACAGGCUAAGCACUUUGUGUCAGAACUAAGUAGACUGGCAGAGAGAAAUGGCGACUCAACCUUUAGUCACUCACAAUUAAGAGAUAUUACACAGAGGCUUGGUCUACAGCUGAAAAACUUUGAUGACUUCAUUUUUUCACUCAAUAAUCAAGGCUACCUUCUCAAGAAAGGUCCAAAAUUAUUCAAAGUACAAACAGCCUUUGAUUAAGGUAAAGCAGUGACACAAGAUGUGAAGGACAUUAAUAUUAAGGACCUGUGCUACUUCUCAUAAUCAUUUACUCUAUAGUAUUUAUAAACCUGGCAGAACAUACUAUGUAUAAUCAAAUCAGAUGUAAGAAUUUAAUUUCAAUACUCAUUCUGAUAUCACUUAAAA